This is a messenger RNA of Verticillium dahliae VdLs.17, 3237 nucleotides long. Its product is annotated as exportin-1. Gene Ontology annotation, biological process: ribosomal large subunit export from nucleus; protein export from nucleus; ribosomal small subunit export from nucleus. The coding region runs from base 1 to 3237 and encodes 1078 amino acids. The record is from RefSeq and is a predicted model, not a curated record. Lineage: Eukaryota; Fungi; Ascomycota; Sordariomycetes; Glomerellales; Plectosphaerellaceae. The transcript has 11 exons. Gene Ontology annotation, molecular function: nuclear export signal receptor activity; small GTPase binding. Gene Ontology annotation, cellular component: nucleus; cytoplasm.
AUGGCUAUCACCAUACCGGAGCUGGACAACCUUGUCCGCUCCUUCUACGAAGGACGUGGCGAGCAGCAAAAGCAAGCCCAAGCCGCUCUCAACCAGUUCAAAGAAGACCAGGACUCAUGGCUCCUCGUCGACAACAUCCUCUCCGAGGCUUCCUAUCCUCAGACCAAGUACUUGGGCCUGCAGGUUCUGGACAGUGUGAUCAUGACGAGGUGGAAGGUUCUUCCCCGGGAGCAAUGCCAAGGCAUCCGCAACUUCAUCGUGCAAUUCAUUCUCCAGGUCUCGGGCUCCGAAGAGACCAUGAAAGCCCAGAAAACCCUCCUCAACAAACUCAACCUCGUCCUCAUCUCCAUCCUCAAGCAAGACUGGCCCCACAACUGGCCGACCUUCAUUAACGAAAUCAUAUCGGCAUGCCACUCGAGUCUGUCCGUCUGCGAGAACAAUAUGGUCAUCUUGCGACUCCUGUCCGAGGAGGUGUUUGACUACUCUGCCGAGCAAAUGACAUCGACCAAGACGCGCAACCUCAAGACCACCAUGUGCGCCGAGUUCUCCCAAAUCUUUACCCUCUGCCAGGAGGUUCUCAACUCGGCCACCCAGACUAGCCUCGUCAAGGCGACACUUGAGACGUUGCUGCGCUUCUGCAACUGGAUCCCUCUGGGCUACAUCUUCGAGACGAACCUUAUCGACACCCUGCGCACGCGCUUCCUUCCCGAGCCCGAGUUCAGAAAUGUCACCCUGCAGUGCCUCACCGAGAUUGGCGGCCUGCAGACGGGCGGCCCCGGGCAGCCAAACUCGUACGACGAGCAGCUGGUCAAGAUGUUCACCGAGGUUCUUAGUACCAUCUCUAACAUCGUCCCCAUCACCAUCGACCUCAAGACAACGUACCCUACCUCAAACUCCAGGGAUCAAGAGUUUGUCCAGAACAUGGCUUUGUUCCUCUCCAACUUCUUUGGCAUGCACCUAAGCCUUAUUGAGAACUUGCCGAACCGGGAUUACCUUGCUCACGGACACUUCUAUCUGAUCCGUAUAUCGCAAAUCGAGGACCGUGAGAUCUUCAAGAUCUGCCUCGACUACUGGCUGAAACUUGUCAACGAGCUCUACGAUGAGAUGCAGCAGCUCCCCAUGACCGAGCUCAACCCGCUGAUGGGUAUGGGCGGUGGCUUGUCCAACGCGGGCGCACCCAACCCGGCGCUGUUGGCAAACUACCCGUUACGUAAGCACAAAUACGGCGAAGUUCUGUCAAACCUCCGCCAGGUCAUGAUUGAAAAGAUGGUCCGUCCCGAAGAGGUUCUCGUCGUCGAGAACGACGAGGGAGAGAUUGUUCGCGAAUUCGUCAAGGAAAGUGACACGGUCCAGCUCUACAAGACUAUUCGCGAAUGUCUCGUGUACCUCACACAUCUAGACGUUACCGACACGGAGAACAUCAUGACCGAGAAGCUGGCACGCCAAGUUGACGGCACUGAAUGGUCGUGGCACAACUGCAACGUGCUUUGCUGGGCCAUUGGUUCGAUUUCCCUGGCCAUGAACGAAGAGACGGAGAAGAGGUUCCUCGUGACUGUCAUCAAGGAUCUUCUUGGCCUGACCGAGAUGAAGCGUGGCAAAGAUAACAAGGCCGUCGUCGCCAGUAACAUCAUGUACAUUGUCGGCCAGUACCCUCGUUUCCUGAAGGCGCAUUGGAAAUUCCUUAAGACGGUUGUCAAUAAGCUUUUCGAGUUCAUGCACGAGUCGCACGAGGGUGUUCAGGACAUGGCUUGCGACACCUUCAUCAAAAUUGCUAGGCAAUGUCGCCGUCACUUCGUCGCUCUACAGCCUAGUGAGAAUGAGCCGUUUAUCGAGGAGAUUGUUAGAAACAUGCAUAAGAUCACUUGUGAUCUGACACCUCAGCAAAUUCACACCUUUUACGAGGCGUGCGGCUACAUGGUAGCUGCCCAGGGCAACAAGCACCAGCAGGAGAGGCUACUCAGCGACCUUAUGGCCAUCCCCAACGCUGCUUGGGACGAGGUCAUCAAGACGGCCAGGGCGAACCCGACCUUCCUUCAGGACUCGGAGACGAUCAAGAUCAUCGGCAACAUUAUGAAGACGAACGUAUCUGCCUGCUCGUCAAUCGGUCCCUACUUCUACCCCCAGAUCGGCCGUAUCUUCCAUGAUAUGCUGCAAAUGUAUCAAGCAACCAGCCAGCUCAUUUCGGAGGCUGUUCAGAACCAGGGCGAGAUCGCCACGAAGAUGCCCAAUGUCCGGGGUCUGCGUACGAUCAAAAAGGAGAUUCUCAAGCUCAUCGAGACCUAUGUGGAGAAGGCCGAGGAUCUCAAUGCUGUUCGUCAACAGAUGGUGCCUCCCCUGCUUGAGUCCAUCCUCACCGACUACAACCGCAACGUGGCCGGCGCUCGUGAUGCUGAGGUCCUCAAGGCCAUCUCGGCCAUAAUCACCAAACUCUCCAGCCUCAUGGAGGACCAGGUUCCCAACAUUAUGGAGAACGUCUUUGAGUGCACCCUAGAGAUGAUCAAUAAGGAUUUCUCCGAGUUUCCGGAGCACCGUGUGGAGUUUUUCAACCUCCUCCGGGCCAUCAACUUGCACUGUUUCCCUGCGCUGUUGAAGUUGGACAACCGACAGUUCAAGUUCGUCAUCGACUCGUGCUCUUGGGCUUUCAAGCACGACAACCGUGACGUCGAGGCUGCUGGUCUCAACAUGUGCCUUGAGCUCAUCAACAACAUUGCCGAAACCGAUGUGCAGACGUCGAACGCCUUCUUCCAGCAAUUCUUUAUCACGAUUCUUCAGGAUGUGUUCUUCGUCCUCACCGAUACCGACCACAAGGCCGGCUUCAAGACACAGUCGAUGAUUCUGAUGAGGAUGUUCUACUUCGUGCACCCCGCCGAUGGUACUUCCCCCAAGAUCCAGGGCCCCAUCUACCCGCCUGAUCAGGCCCCUGGCGGCACGCCUAACAAGGAGUUCCUGGCCAACUUUGUUGCUCAGCUCCUCAAGGGAGCUUUCCCCAACCUCCAGCCUGCACAAAUUGAAAGCUUCGUUGAGGGUCUGUUCAAUCUCAACACGACAUACGACAAGUUCCGUCUUAACCUUCGUGACUUCCUCGUGUCCCUCAAGGAGUUUGCUGGCGACAAUGCCGAACUGUUCCUCAUUGAGAAGGAGCAGCAGGAGAAGGAUGCUAAGGCAGCCGACUUUGAGCGUCGUGGCAAGGUCGGCGGUCUGCUGAAGCCCUCGGAGCUCGAGGAUGACGAGCUGUGA